GGCAGAGAUCAUACUGUACAUCCCCCGUUGUCACUGAUGCAGCCAGCCUUAUCUCGGCCUUCAAAUCGGUCUCCAUUCCCUCCCUCCCCCAUCCCAUGACACGCUGUCCCCCUCUUAGUUACGCUGUCUGCUUCCACUUAUUGCUAAGCAUCAUCUGCUGUUCCCUCGUCACUGGCGAAUCCCCCAACCACUCGCAUAAUCGAACAACGGACAUCCGGAGUGCCUUACUCAGGUCGUGUGCCCUACGUGAUACGUCCGCUCUGAGAGACGACACCGACCGCCUGCCAACGCAGCAGCGGUGACACAUACCUCUUCAUCUGGCUCUCACCUCGGGCCCCUUCACCUUCAUAGCAGUCCAUUCCUCCAUGCUUUUAACUCAGACUGUCAAUCGGGGUGCCUUGCCAGGCGAGAAACGCCGCUUUCUAUAUUCCAUCUCGAAACCAUGAUGGUCCCACGGUCUUUCCUCUUCAGCUCUGCCUCGUCCCAGAAGAGCGCGAAACAAGAUGCAAAGGAGUACAGUCCCGCUCCCUCAACACCUCGAAGGAGCAGCUCCCAGUUGCGUGAAAAUGACCCUCGUCUCCAAUUUCCUACUGCGAUCAGUCCCGAUCUCCCGUCCGUCACACAUACGAGCCCGGUGGUGAUCCCACCAAAGCGAGCUCCGAGGAGAACGCCAGUUACGCCCAACAAUAGAUCUCGAAACACCCGGAAUGGCUACGGUACUCGUGUUCGGUCACCGUCUACGAACAGUGACGCGAAGGUUCCGGCAUCGGUUGCCACGCUCUUAGAAGUCACUGCGAUUCCUCUCCCGCGGAGGAGCUGGUCCCUCCGCAGUUCUCGGAAGCUACCGCCAGGAAACCAUGUGGAGGACUUUAGCAGACUGCUAAUGGAAGGUCUUGAGCCUCGAGAUGAGGGCAAGACUAUCAUUGAUGGUUCUGCGUCCACUACGUUGGAUGUCUUGCUCAGUCCUCCAGAUUCGGAUAACGAGAAGUUUAUGUUUGGCAAUGACUAUGAGCCUGGGACGCCAUUAUCGGCCCGCUCGUUGUCUUCUGACUCGACGCCUUCACUAGACCAUGAUCUCGAUUCCUACAGUCCCUCAGUGCUUCCCGUGACGCCACCUGCGAUCAGCCAGAAGAAUCCGCUGGAAAAGCGACUCAAGCAGCUUUCUCCCGUGGAGGAAUGUGCGUCCGAUCAUCCUCUUCUGGACGUUGAAACCAUCGAUCCUCUGGAUCAGGUGCUGGUGGAGGCUGACGUGCUUACUCCUACAUCUCCCAGUCCUGCCGUGCCUAAACGGACGUUCCCACGACUGAGCUCGACCUUCAAGUCCAAUCUGACCGCAUCACUUCGGGCCAUCAAGUCUGCAGCUCAGACGGUGUCCAACUUUGCUACUCCGUCAGUUCAAUCAGAGGACUUCCUCACGCGGUCAUUAUUCACGAUCGCUCCAGAGCUAACGGACGAUCGGCGUCCACGUCUCAUGGAUGAGCCACCUUCUGCAGAAUUGAGGCGCUAUCUGAAUCCUAUCAAUGGUUCUCCGGCGGAAAUGCAUGUAUAUCAUGAACCCCACGACCUCCCCGGCGCGUCCCACAAGUGUCCUGUUUCGAUCCAGAUGCAGACUUACCAGCGUUCUGGUGGUAAAGGGGAAGGUGGAUUUAGCGUGGUUACUGCUGAUGAUGGCGAUGCACCUUUCGACCCGGAGAUCCCUCCAAUGGCGCGGCAGCGCGAGCCUCGCGAAAACAGCGACUUCCUGCGCAUCGUCGUGCUGGAGAUGAACAUGCGACGCAGCGGCAAGCUCCGUGACGACAUUCCAACCAGAGCGCGUAUUUGGCUUCCUCCGCGGAAAGUGAGUACGAGCCAGCUCUCGCCUAAUCUCUACGGAACGGGUGAGAAUGUCGUCCCGCAACGAUGGAUCGGCGUCUCCGUGGGUGUCUAUGAAUGAGAUGAUUUUGGUCGAACAGGGGGUCAUGAUAUCCUACAUAAUGUCUGGUGACUUUCUAAUUUUUUUCUCCUUAUUUUGAAGCUUCUACAGCAGGGCGUUGGGAUGGGUACAUAGCAUCGUGGACUGGGAUCUUCAUGAGAAGCAUCGGUUAAGGCGCGAUCGUUUGAGCAUUUCUUAGCAUACAGUUUCUCUUUCGGCGCAUGCUGCUCUCUGGAAGAGCUCAAAUGGCAAGGCUUUCACUAGCUAUCAGAUGUACAGUAGUAAUAUAAUCUACAACAAAAGAGCGCUUGUUCCGUAAUAAAUCCAGAUAACUGACUACA
Molecule: messenger RNA, 2253 nt
Organism: Paecilomyces variotii
Lineage: Eukaryota; Fungi; Ascomycota; Eurotiomycetes; Eurotiales; Thermoascaceae
Exons: 1
Coding region: 443-1933 (496 amino acids)
Source: RefSeq, a predicted model, not a curated record